UGCAGAGACAGCAGCUGCAAAAGACAGGAGUGCCUGAUUCUGCAAAAAUCACAGGGGCCACAGGAGGAGGAGACUGAAGAGUCCAUGGCUCCCUAUCACAUACGGAAAUAUCAAGACCAAGACAGGGAGACAGUGAUAGACAUAUUCACUAAGGGAACACUGAAUGACAUUCCUUCUUGCUUCCUUCAUCUGCUGAAGCAGCCAAGAGGCUUCCUGCUCCUGUUGGGGGGCCCAGGUGCCCUGUUCCUUGAGUCUGGUUCUUACAUCCUGUCUCUCCUGGCCUUCUUGGGCCUCCUGGCUGUCCUGUGGUGGGUUGCUAGAUAUCCCUUCUCCUCUAUGGUGGACCACGCCUUGCACACAGACAUGAGGGACAUCAAGAAAUUCUACCUCCGUGACAGAGGAUCUUGUUUCUGGGUAGCAGAGUCAGAGGGUCGGGUGGUGGGCAUGGUGGGUGCCCACCCAGCACAAGAGGCUUCAGAAAGAUGGAAAAACCUGGAGUUGCUACAUUUGUCAGUGGACCAAGAACAUCGGGGCCAGGGUAUUGCCAAAUCCCUGACCCAGACUUUGAUCCAGUUUGCCCAGGAUCAGGGAUAUGACAAUGUGGUCCUGAGUACUCAUGCCCUCAAUUACCCAGCUCAAAGACUGUACGAGCGCCUGGGCUUCUGGAAAUCACACGAAGCCUUUGAUUCUCUGAAAUGGAAGAUGGCAGCUAUCCCUUUUUUGUUCUAUAAGUAUGCAGUCUCUUCUUCAAGCUAA
Messenger RNA from Gracilinanus agilis (Agile Gracile Mouse Opossum), 756 nucleotides. Its product is annotated as putative N-acetyltransferase 8B. Lineage: Eukaryota; Metazoa; Chordata; Mammalia; Didelphimorphia; Didelphidae. Bases 85 to 756 code for a protein of 223 amino acids. The record is from RefSeq and is a predicted model, not a curated record. The transcript has 2 exons. Gene Ontology annotation, molecular function: N-acetyltransferase activity.